GGGAGGUGUUCCUGCUGAGCUAGUUCCACCUGUGAACCUGGAUCAUGGAGUCCGCAGAGCUCACUUGUCGAGGGAGACGUUCGGAGUCGCUGUAAAGGAGGACAGAAAAAGAAAGUAAAACUUCUCCGAGUGCGACAGCGAAUUUUAAUUUCGAAGCAAGUAAAUAUUGCCUCAAACCAGCAAAACCUUUAGGGGAGGCAGUGGCAUAGUGGACCAGUAAUUCAGAAUGCCAGGCUAAUGUUCUUAAGGACGUGGAUUUGAAAACUGCCACUGUAGGUUGAAUUGAAGAGCACUUUGCCUUUUACCAACAGGUAUUAAGAUUGUUACCACUGGUGAAGUUGUUGGCAGCCGAUGGCACGUUACAGAUACUUCAUAUUUAAUCAGCGUGGUAUGGUUAUCUUGGGAUUUCUGCAGAUAGCCUGUGCUGCAGUGUGUGUAAUGUCUGGCUUUAUGGAUACAAUUUUUAGAAAAAGUUCAGCACUGAGUAGAACUAGAAUCCCCGUCUGGACUGGAAUGGCAAUGGCCAUUCCAGGAGUUCUGGCAUUAUUUUCUUCUCAGAAAAAGAAUCCUGUUCUUGUGAGCAGUAUGGUUGCAUCGGCUGUAUUUUCCUGGAUUACUACAACUAUUUUGAUAAUAUAUGCAGCUUUGACGUUGAACUAUGGUGAAGAUGAUGAUGAGGUGUUCCAACAUAAACCCAAUCAUGUUAUUCAUAUGGAAUAUAUACUGACCAAAUUUGUCCAGGGAGCGAAUAUGGCCAUAUUGAUUGCAUCUGUGAUUAGUAUGAUGACGACAACCAUAAUAGCAUUUCUAGGUUGUCGGAGCCUUCCUAUUUGUGGAUGCUAUGACAGCACAACUGGAAUGCAGUCAUUGAUUACAGAGGAUCAACAGCCUCAGACAAUUGAAUUGGUGUGUACCUGGCAAGGUGGCGGUGAUCAGCGAAUUCUAAAUGAUCCAGUAGGAUACAACGACUGGAAUAUAGAUACGGAAGAUUCAGAGCGGACGUCAAAGCCAGUACCUUACACCCAACUUGCUUAAAAUACUUUUAGCUGCAAUCACAUUUGGUAGUUGUAUUUACUGUUUUUUGGACUAUGUUGGCAUGAUUUUUUUAUAAACUGUGAAGAUUAAGCCUCACUCACUCUUCAAAUUUGAAGCAUUGAAAUUCCAUACAUUUUAGUUGUGAUGCCUUGACAGUGAUAAUUGCAGUUCACAUCAGUGCUGGGUGUAUUACACAAGUAAUUACACCGUGGGGAGAAUUGGAUGUUGAGUAACUUUUUGUGCCAUUUUGAAUCUUCUGAAGAUAAAUGUCUUUGAUGUGUACAGAGGAUAUGUAACUGCAGUACUGUAUUAAGUAUCUGAGAAUGAACAACUCCGACCUUGGCAGUAAUUGUCUAAUGAAUUUGCUUCAAAUUGGAGUGCUGCCAAUUCUUAAGUUAUAAAUUAAGCAUGGGAAAAGUGGAUGUUUUUUUUUAAAUUGUGCUUUGUUACUCAAAACGGUGUAGCCUGCAAAAACAAAUGGCAAUUUGCAAUUUUAUUUUUUUACAAAGACCUGCUAUCAACAUCUUGAACCAUAUGGAAAUAAUUUCACUUGUGAUCCAGUUAUGUAGGUUUUUUUUUAAAAAAAAAUCUCCUUCUUUUGUUCACUUUUACUUGCUUAUUGCCCUUGGCCAUAAUCAUACAUAUGGAAAAUGUCACAGUGAAGAGAAAUCAUAUACUUUGGAAUUGAGAAUCAGUUUGGAUGAUGCAUUCCACCACCUGAGCCAAGUAUUUAUUCAUUGUAUGAGACAAGACAGUGUCAGGGACAACAACUGAUGGCACUGUAGUUGUUCACCCAUUAGCAUUUAAUGCACACAUUCAUGACAAUCACUGGGUAGCAAUCCGCUGCAGAAGCCUGCUAGAUUCCCCAAACAGAGUACCAGGACAGUUGUGAUUCUGACACUGCUGUAGUCAACACAGAUCAGGGCAUCUACCUGGGGCAAUCCUGGCUGUUGUUACUAACGUAACGAAUUGGGUUGGGUAGCUUAAAUUUGACAUUGAUUUGAGCUGAUGCACUGUUUUUGACAUGAGACAGAUAUACUAAUUCUUUUGAAAGUUUGUCUCUGUCUAAUGGGUUGAUGUACAGGAAUGCAAUGUUUAACAACUUCAUAUUGUGUAUAAUGUGCUUAUCUUUUAUUUCUCAAGUCUUCCAGUGAUGUGAACCUAUUCCCCAGCUGCCACAGAGACUAAUAUCUGCUUUGAAUUCCCAUUGCCAUUCUAAAAAAUUCAGUAAAAUGUGUAAUGAUGAGCUGAGGCACUCUUCUUUAGAGCAAUUAAAAUGGUUACUUGCUGUCCUGGUUAAGAUUGGAACCAGUGUUUCCUCUUUUCUCUACAUGGAAGAAAUUACAAAAAAAACCCUGCAUGCUGACCUCUUUACAGGAUUGUGCUACACUAGAAUUAUGCAGCAUUUUAUCCCUGGCAAAAAACUUCCUGUACAUUAGUUGACCAUUUUAGGAAUAGAGAAAGUAAGUGUGACUAGUCCUGAAAUAAUCCAUAAGUUGGCUUUUAGAAUUUAUGUCAAAUUGAAUGAGUGAAAGUUUACCAUGUGAAUUUUCUAAUUUUUUUUUAAGAAAGGGCACUAAUGUUGGUGUUCAUAUUUUUAUGUUUGCAAUUAUUUAAAAUAAAGUAUGCAAGAAUUUUCCAGGACAAGCACAAUGAGGUGUUUUGCUCUGCAUUUGGUGAUACAGUUCAACUAUUAAAUGGAUGUGCCCAGCAAGCAAUAUGAAAAUUACCUAGAGAG
Molecule: messenger RNA, 2773 nt
Organism: Hemiscyllium ocellatum (epaulette shark)
Lineage: Eukaryota; Metazoa; Chordata; Chondrichthyes; Orectolobiformes; Hemiscylliidae
Exons: 8
Coding region: 352-1035 (227 amino acids)
Cellular component (GO): membrane
Source: RefSeq, a predicted model, not a curated record